Messenger RNA from Galleria mellonella (greater wax moth), 1513 nucleotides. RefSeq lists its product as uncharacterized. Bases 89 to 1267 code for a protein of 392 amino acids. The transcript has 4 exons. NCBI's taxonomy places the organism in Eukaryota, Metazoa, Arthropoda, Insecta, Lepidoptera, Pyralidae. The record is from RefSeq and is a predicted model, not a curated record.
AUUGAAUAUGGAUAUUAACUCUUUAAAUACGAAACAGAUAGUUAUUUUAAAGCAAUAGCCCCGUGAUUGUGCCUGGCGACAAGGGGAAAUGGGGACCCAAAAGUUACUUUGGUCCUCAUUUGGAAUCUUGUUGCUUACAUCAAGUUUCGUCACCGCUUGCGAUGAGAAAGGACUGUGCUUGCUGGAAGCCCUGAAGGAAAUAAAAGAAUGCAAAAAAUCAGUACUGAGUUCGUUACUGAAGCCGCUGCUUGCACCAAAAUGUCUAGGUAAAGAAAAAGAGCUCUUGCUGCCAUGUGAGAAACUCUUACCGCCUUUACCACCUCUGCCGCCGCCAGCUCCUCCUACAAUUGUACUGAUGCCUGCAGGCGCUCCCCCUCUGCCUCCACCGCCGGCAUUACCACCAGUAAUGUACGCAGCACCACCACCAGCCCCUUACCUCUUACCACCACCACCAGCCCCUUGCCUCUUACCACCUCCACCCUCACCGUUGGUCCUCCCUGCGCCACCCCCGAUACUUCUCCCUGCUCCGCCACCACCUACAUGUCUACCCGCUCUGCCUCCUCCACUAUUACCCCCUGCACCGGCUCCAGCUCCGGCCCCUAUGGUCCUACCGGCACCCGCUUUUUGUCUCCCACCACCAGCACCAGCACCUAUAGUCCUGCCUGCUCCUCCGCCACCACCUCUCAUAUUACCAGCACCCGCGCCUGCCCCUGUCUUCCUUCCCCCACCACCGCCACCCUUGGUGAUGCCAGCGCCAGCUCCAGUAUAUCUACCCGCGCCACCACCUCCUGCACCAAUAGUAUUACCAGCACCUCCUCCAGCGCCUAUCGUAUUACCAGUUCCUCCACCGGCCCCUGUAUGUUUACCUCCUCCACCUGCCCCUGUAUGUCUGCCUCCUCCUCCCGUACCUUUACCUCCCCCCGUAUAUCUUCCUCCCCCACCUCCCGCACCUGUAUACCUUCCUGCUCCCCCUCCACCACCGGCGCCAUCUCCUAUUGUAAUAUCUCUUGUACCUCCCGCACCUCCAGCACACCAUUUACCUCCACCUUGUUCAUGUGCACCCCCGCCCCCUCCCCCAUGCCCUUAUGCCCACCCGCCGCCACCACCACCAGCUGGUAUUCCUAUGACAGCGUAUAUGGUGCCGCCACCAGUACCAUGCAGUCUAGAGCCGAAGCCUCUACUGGAGCCGAAACUUCUAGAACUACCUAAGCCAUCGUGCGGAUGUGCCGCCGCGCCCCCACCAGCAUAUCCCUAUUAUUACAAAUAAAUCACUUUUAUUAAUAAAACAAUUAUGUUAAUUAUAAUUAUAAUGUUAUUUAUUAUUUUAGUAUGUACAGAAAUCUUUUGUAGAUAAUUACGAAUUUAUUGUAUUUUAUAAAAAUAUACAUUAAAUUUUUCAAAUUGUGUUUAUAUUUUAAUAAAAACAAUUUCAGUACAAAUAAUACCAUGGAUACGAUUUUUAAGGAACUAUCACUUAAAUUUAACACAAAUAAAACCAAAAUACUCAAAUCUU